CAAAGACAUUUAUGAACUAUAUUAGAGGUUCAAAAAGUAGCAAAAAUAUUUGUCACUUAUUUGUGACAAACAAAAGCAAAAGCAAAGCCAUAGCAAGAAUUCUUAAUUUGUAGGAGCAAAGGUUGAUGGAGAUUCGUGUUGAAAACGGGGAUUCGUCGUCCCACGGCAUUGUCGUGGACGAGAAUGCCCCUCUUCUGGAGCCGCAUGAAGCGGAUGAGAAGAGCCUCGUGCAGAGAGCCAUCAGCCAGACGUUCCAGAGUGUGGCCCACUUGGCCAACCGUCUACCGACCGGCACCGUCCUCGCUUUCCAGCUUUUGGGGCCCAUAUUCUCCAACGCAGGCCACUGCGACGCGGUCGGGCGGUCCCUGACCGCGUUGCUGGUGGCAGUGUGCGGCCUCUCGUGCUUCGUCCUCAGCUUCACCGACAGCUUCAAGGACCAGCACGGGAACGUCUGCUACGGGCUGGCGACGCCGCGCGGACUAUGGGUGAUCGACGGGUCGUCGGCGCUUCCGCCGGAACUUGCGGAGAAGUUUAGGGUGAAGUUCAUCGAUUUCAUGCACGCCGUCAUGUCGGUGUUGGUUUUCGCGGCGGUGGCGUUGUUUGACCAAAAUGUGGUCAACUGUUUCUACCCGACGCCGUCCGUGGAAGCCAAGGAGGUUCUCACGGCCGUGCCGGUCGGAAUCGGGGUGUUUUGCAGUAUGCUUUUUGUUGUGUUUCCUACCAAGCGCCAUGGCAUUGGUUUCCCCCUCACAGCAGAGAGUUGAUAAUUAAGUCAUCAUGUAUAUUUUGCUCAAGAUUGUUUUUAUUUCUACACUGAACACUAAAUAAAGACUAAUUAUGUAAGUUGAGGUUUAG
Messenger RNA from Cuscuta campestris, 855 nucleotides. The record is from the annotation of a GenBank genome assembly. Lineage: Eukaryota; Viridiplantae; Streptophyta; Magnoliopsida; Solanales; Convolvulaceae.